Messenger RNA from Balaenoptera acutorostrata (minke whale), 912 nucleotides. RefSeq names its product melanoma antigen preferentially expressed in tumors-like. Lineage: Eukaryota; Metazoa; Chordata; Mammalia; Artiodactyla; Balaenopteridae. The transcript is spliced from 2 exons. Gene Ontology annotation, cellular component: cytoplasm. Gene Ontology annotation, molecular function: protein binding. The record is from RefSeq and is a predicted model, not a curated record. The coding region runs from base 1 to 912 and encodes 303 amino acids.
AUGGAAUUACUAGUGGAUAUUUCCCUCAAUAGUACCGUGAGAACAGAGCAAUUCCUCUCUUUGCUUUGUAGUAAAGUUCAGCAGAACUUUGGGUCCUUGCACCUCUGCUGCAGAGGUUUGCGAAUCCAUAGAAUGUCUGCCCUCAAAAGUAUCCUGCAGUUUCUGGAUCUGGGGUGCAUUGAGCACCUGGAAAUGGAUCAGGCUAAUCUGAGAGAAGUCGUCACCCUUUUGGCUCGGGUGAUCCACCUGAACAGCCUGACUCUGUGUAACAUCCCCUUUAAAUCUUAUAAGAGAAGGAACUUCAGAUCUUUUCUCCUCUGGCUUGGGCAGCUGGACAAUCUCCAGGAGCUCAGCUUGACUUUCUUCUGCCUCACAGAUCAACUGCACACACUGCUCAGAGUUGUGCCACCUCAGUUGGAUACACUGUAUCUACCUUUCUGUAGCCUUUCUAACAGAGAUGUCACUGUCCUGUCCCAGAGCUCUCAGGCCACCCACCUAAGGGUAUUGAGUCUCAGUAACAACCAGAUCUUCUCAGAGGUUUAUGAGCCCUUCCAGACUCUGCUGGAGAAGGUCUCAAGCACCCUGCAACAUCUGGAGAUAAAUAAUUGUAUGAUAACUGAUUCUACUCUCUCUGCCGUCCUCCCAGCCCUGAGCCACUGUACCCACCUCCGUGUCCUUAGCUUUGCCUUCAAUCCCAUUACGAUGCCUGUGCUCAAGAGCCUUCUGCAGCACUUGACAUCCUUGAUGAAGCUGAAGUACGUGAUUUAUCCUGUCCCUGUCCAUUGCUACGAGGAAUGGAAUUUUCAUGAGAGUUUGGACCGACAGAAACUUGCUGAAGUCCAGGCUCAGUUGGAGGCGAUGCUGCACGGGGCACAGCGGGAUGACAUGACCUGGGCCACUUGUUCAAAGUGA